CACGCAGCGUGCGUGGCUCCUCCCUUCAUGUCAGCCUGUGUUUUGCAAACAAAGCGAAAGUAAAAAAGCGUCGUCGAGGAACACUGCUGUUAACAUUGUCAAAGAAGAGUUUGUUUUUUAGACAGCGUUAUUGCAACAUUAAGAAAAUAUGACACCCAAACGUGGACUGAUCACUGACACCUAUGAAAUUGUAAAGAAGGCAAGAAGAGGGGGAAAGAGAGACAAGACCCCUUCGCCCCCAAAACCAGAACCUGAGCCCCCGCAACUGGGUGAGCGAGAAAAAGAUCUACAAGAGCUGAAGAAGUUUGAUCUGGACUGGACAUUUGGACCAUGCACUGGUAUCAGUCGAUUGCAAAGAUGGGAGAGGGCAGCACUGCAUGGGCUUAAUCCCCCACAGGAGAUUAAAGAGAUUCUGCUGAAGGAGAAUACUGACCCACAGUACACACAGAGUCUCUGGUGUGACUAUCCCCUCUGAGGAGCAGAUGGAGAAAAACUAAGGAGCAAGAAAAUACUCUUGUAUUGCUUAUUUUGUACCUUAGCUUACACUACAUUUUUAUAAACAUUUUUCUAUUCAGGUGCUAUUUAUGUUGAGUCUCCUGCACUUAAUAAACAAUCUGUGUUUUUUUCACUCGCACAAACACCAGUCACCUAUAUCCUCAAUUACCUUGAGUUUACGUCUUCUUAAUAUGUCCAGGGACUGUUAUGUGUUCUUUUUUCAUAUUUGCAUUACAUUUAUAUUCAAUUUGCAUUUACAGGUAAAUACCAGUUUAAUUUCCACUUUACUGGUUUGCAUAUAACACUGUCCUUUGUCAUCAUGGUGCAGAAGUUAUCAACUGCAUACUUAACAGACUGUAAAAUACUGUAUAUAAAAUUGAUACACUCGA
Molecule: messenger RNA, 884 nt
Organism: Triplophysa dalaica
Lineage: Eukaryota; Metazoa; Chordata; Actinopteri; Cypriniformes; Nemacheilidae
Gene: pold4
Product: DNA polymerase delta 4, accessory subunit
Exons: 5
Coding region: 149-475 (108 amino acids)
Biological process (GO): DNA-templated DNA replication; DNA synthesis involved in DNA repair
Cellular component (GO): delta DNA polymerase complex
Molecular function (GO): DNA-directed DNA polymerase activity
Source: RefSeq, a predicted model, not a curated record